Molecule: messenger RNA, 3075 nt
Organism: Fomitopsis serialis
Lineage: Eukaryota; Fungi; Basidiomycota; Agaricomycetes; Polyporales; Fomitopsidaceae
Product: P-loop containing nucleoside triphosphate hydrolase protein
Exons: 14
Coding region: 111-2909 (932 amino acids)
Cellular component (GO): membrane; cytoplasm; microtubule
Molecular function (GO): GTPase activity; microtubule binding; GTP binding
Source: RefSeq, a predicted model, not a curated record
CCGUCGAUGUUCUGCCACUCGAGUGCCGGUGGCUCAAGCUAACUUCUUUGUAUCUUCGCAUCAAAGCCCUUUCCUUCAAGCUUCGUAGCAUCGACUCCGUAUUGGGCUUCAUGUCUGGUCGCGAUGUCAAUCUGUCGUCCGAGAGCGGCUACGCGCGCCGCCGGAAGCUGUUGCUCACACUGACAAAGGAACUACGAGCUAUUGGGGCACAUGCGCAUUUGGAUCUACCGCGCAUCGUCGUCAUUGGUAAUCAAAGUGCGGGCAAAUCCAGCUUGAUAGAAGCCAUAUCCGGGAUUAAAGUGCCACGCGAUGCGGGCACAUGCACUCGUUGUCCGAUGGAAUGCCGACUUCUAUCAUCGGACAAACCAUGGUCGUGUCAAAUAUCCAUACGGUGGGAGGUUCAUUCGGAUGGCAGACGCAGGAACAACGUCGAGGAGGUUCCUUUUGGCGCCGUACUGACAGAGAAAGCCGAAGUUGAAAUGAUGCUCAGGCGUGCUCAAGCCGCCGUGUUGAAUGCUGAAAUACCCCCGAGUCGAUUUCUCGUCAUGGAUACAGCCAAACUAAACGACGUGCAACCUCAAGGUUCCUCAAAUUCUGUACCGUUCUCUCAAAACGUAGUCUGCGUCGACAUCUCGGGUCCCGACCUAACUGAUCUGUCCUUUGUUGACCUCCCCGGAAUCAUACAGAAUGCUGACCAGAAUGUUGUUCUCUCUGUUGAGCGCAUGGUUCGGACAUACAUAUCUGGCACAUGCUUGAUCGUGGUUGCAUUGCCUAUGAGUGAUGAUAUCGAGAAUCAACGAGCUCUCAGACUUGCUCGUGAGGCGGACCGGGACGGUUCGCGAACAAUAGGCGUGAUGACCAAACCUGAUACCCUCGGCGCCGGCUCUAUCAAGGCAAAACAGCUUUGGCUCGACAUCCUUGAAGGGCGAGCUCAAUCGCAUCGUCUUCGCCACGGCUACUACUGUACACGCCAGCCCGACGAUGCAGAACGCUCUGCUGGAAUCACAUUUGCAGAGGCACGUGAAGCAGAGGUGCAAUUUUUCGCGGACAUGGCACCGUGGAACACCUCUGUGGAACAGAAACGUUUCGGGACUAACAACCUAGUGAGGUAUCUUAGCGGCAUGUUGACCGACAUCAUCAAUAGCGUUAUACCUAAGCUCCAACGGGAUGUCGACGAUAAGCUCGCUGCCUGCUACACGGAACUGAAGAGCAUGCCACAGCAGAUAACCGGCGAACAGACGUCAUACGUGCUCCGCCUUCUCACAUUGUUCUAUCGGGACGUUCACUCAUACGUUGAUGGCGGACCACGUACCGAGUGCCUAGUACAGAAGAAUAGGCAGGAAUACGAGAACCUCAAGCGUGCCAUCCACUCGACCGCUCCAAGAUUUAUACCGUUGUUGUCGGCCGAGGAUGCACCUGCGAAUUCAAGUUCCGACCCCCGCCGACUAGUCAAUGUAGACAGUGAAGAUGAGGAACCAACAAAGACAGACACGGAUCAUGGGACGCGUACCGAAGCCAUGUAUUUGAGCGAUAUGCGCCUCCACAUCCAGAGAUCCACGACGCGCGAGCUCCCAUUCAACGUUCCGUAUCCCGCGAAGACGGCACUCAUUAGAUCCUUUCAAGCAACAUGGGAGCAAGCAAGCAUAGAUUGCUUCGAGCGCAUUCAGAGGUAUUUCAGAUACAUACUUUCGCAGCUGAUACGUUCGCGAUUUGGACGUUUCAAGAAACUCGAAAGCACGGUUGACGCCGCUAUCACGGAUUUACUAGGUGCUCGCCGCACUGCGACACUCGAGCAGAUCGUAACCCUGCUCAAGUUUGAGAGUACGCCCUUCACCCAGAAUACCCAUUAUCUAUCAGAUACGACGGCAAAGACGCUCGCGCGUUACAAGGACAUACGUGAGGGUAAGAUUCGCAAUGAUGUGCAUCGCUUGCCCGGGGUCGACUUAGCUCCUCUGGGGAACCCAUCCGAUGCCGAGGGGAACCACAUACCUGGAAAUCCGUUCGCACAGCUUGUGCCAAAACCUACAAGUUAUCUGUCCCAUCCACUGCGGCCGAGUACUCCGAUCCCGGCUAGGGUGAACUUUGGUGGGGAUCUGGCGGCUGCUGCCAACAGACCCGAAGCAGGUAACUCCGUUCCUUCGCUGUUGUCCGUGAACAGGCAAGGGCAUCCUCAAGGCAGGUCAGUAGACCUGGAAGGGCAGUCUGCGCAUGGACAUCCGACAACAGCCGCCAAUUUCAAGUCGCCAGUGCAAGCGACUUCUGCCCAAGAAUUCGCACGAACUGCAUUCCACUUCGGUGAUGGGGGCAGUGGCGCGACCCUGUUCGGAGUGACUUCCGAGACCUCUAAAUCCAAACCUUCAGUGUGUGGUCCGUCUCCAGGAUUUGUCGGAUUCAGUCCAAAAUCAAGUGCAAGCGGGACGGUAUUUGGCGCCCCUGGCUCUCAGCGACCGCCGAUUUCAUCGGCUCUUUUCUCCUCUGACGGUCCUGAGCGGGUACGACUGGAAGCGGAGGCUCUUUCGGCAUUGGCGAAGCUAGGCUACACUGGACUUACUGCGGAUGAUUUGGGAAAGCUCCAUCCGCCCGACGAGUAUGAGGAAGAACUGAACGUCAUGGCGGAAGUGCGAGCCUACUUUCAGGUCUCUUACAAGCGCAUCAUCGACUACAUCCCUCUUGCCAUCGACCAUACGUUCCUCUUCGCUUUUGCUGAAGCUCUACAACCGCAUCUCAUCGAGGACCUGGCACUCGGGAAGCCUGAUGCUGCGGCUCGUUGCGCGACGUACCUCGUUGAAGACCUCGAUAUCGUUACCCGCAGACAAGAGUUGAUAGGGAGGAAGACGAGCCUGAAGAAGGCGAGGAUGGAGCUGAUGAAUGCGUCCCUCGCCGGUGUCGACCUAUCCGCACCAUCGUGAGCCACUGGUAAAAGACUGCCAUCUAACGGUCUCAGUUAUCGAAUCAUGUGUAUUCCGAACUGCACACCUGCCGCAUCACUUGUUUCACCAAUUUACGCAUAUGUAGGGGCCUGCCAUGUCAGAGGCCCCCUCCGUGUGUGAUAUGAGAAGACGUUUUUCACGCCCA